Molecule: messenger RNA, 6818 nt
Organism: Pseudoliparis swirei
Lineage: Eukaryota; Metazoa; Chordata; Actinopteri; Perciformes; Liparidae
Gene: shroom4
Product: shroom family member 4
Exons: 14
Coding region: 67-5298 (1743 amino acids)
Biological process (GO): actin filament organization
Cellular component (GO): apical plasma membrane; cortical actin cytoskeleton; apical junction complex
Molecular function (GO): actin filament binding
Source: RefSeq, a predicted model, not a curated record
CGCCGCUAGCUCGGUAACAACACGACGGAGAGGGGCAGAGAACCGGAACCGGACCGCCGGGAGAGAAUGGAGACGGUGGAGCAGCUCGUCUCCUUCCACCACAUCCAGGUCCAGUUGAGCGGGGGCGCGCCCUGGGGGUUCACGCUGAAAGGAGGGCUCGAGCACGGGGAGCCGCUCAUCAUCACCAAAAUCGAGGAUGGAGGGAAGGCCGCCGUGUGCAGGAAGCUGAGAGUCGGCGACGAGCUGUUCAACAUCAACGGCUCGGCGCUGUACGGCAGCCGGCAGGAGGCGCUCGUCCUCAUCAAGGGCUCGCACCGCGUGCUGAAGCUCGCCGUCAGGAGGCGCAGCGUUCCUCUCCUCCGGCCUAACUCCUGGCACCUGGCGAAGCUGUCGGAGCCGCCCCUGCCCCCCCCGCCACCGCCACCUCCGCCCCGCCUGCCCUCCGCCGACUCCCCGCCGCUGCCCCCGCCCCCCCCUCUGUCUGCCAUGCAGCUCCACCCCGGCUCGUACACACUACCCUGGCAAGCGACCGACAACAGCGACUUGUCCUUGCAGUGGGGUCAGAUGUCGAGACCGUACUCCUCCACGGACCGCAGCAGCUCCCUGGGCUCCAUGGAGAGCUUGGACGCGCCGACCGCCACCGCGCAGCCGUACUCGGACUCCCCCGUGGACCCCACCCUCUUCACCGACAAGAGGGACUCGGCCUACAGCUCCUUCUCCGCCAGCUCCAACGCGUCCGACUACGCGGCGGUGCCGCUGAGGCCCGGCGACGCCUGCUCCAUGGACAACCUCCUCCAGGGCCUGGGGCCGGCCUGUCGGGGGUACCCCGGCGGCGGCGGCGACGCCUCGACCCCGGGGAGUUCCUCUGGCGAGGCCCCGGGCGAGGUGCAGCUGAUCCUACUCAAGUCCAGGUCCCUGACCAGGCCCCGGACCAGGCCCGUGGAGGUGAAAGAGAGGCCUUCCUCCUGCUGCUACGAGGGAGGAGACUUUGAGAUCAGUAGAAAUGGAGAGAGAGGAAGUGAGAGAAGGAUGACGCCUCCUCAGCCUCCGACGAGGAAGGACAGCUUCAUGGCGACCCAGACUCAGCCCAAUGGCGCCAACAAAUGUUGCGUCACCGCUCCGACGGAAGAUUCCGGUGUUUCUUUUUACCGUGACGGAAACAAGCCCUCUCUGGACGCUGGAUCGGGAGUUCUCAACGGCUUCCCCGCACCGGAAGACGGGGACAAGACGGGGGAUUCACAAGAGGACACCUCGGACUACAUCCCAAGAGGGACGGAAGACGCGAGACACGUCCGACGUGAUCCUCGCGCCAAUAAAGACUACGAUUCACGGCCGGCCUCGGAUCCCCUCUCCGGUCCAGUGACGGCCUCGCCGGCAGAACCCUCCGUCGUGGGUCAAGAGGAGUCUCGCGUCACGCACUCCCAGACCGAGCGCUCCUCGACGGGGCUCCGUCGGCACAGCGCCCCCGAUAAUCCGUCGGACGCUCCCGAUCCCGCCUCCUCGCGGUGGGAAGACCGAGAGGCGUCUCGCGACCGCCUCCACGCUCCCUCAGACAAGUGGUCCCCGACCCCAGGAUCUGUGUUCGUAGACGGGGAGGAUGACGACGGAGACUCCGGGGAAAGGCCGGAAGGGGUGGAAGUGAAUGGUGGGCUCCACCCCCCAUGGGGCCGCUCCGUGAGCGUACCGGGGGACCCCACCGGGCCCUCAACCCCGGGAAGGUUGCGCUCUGACCCGCUAGAGAGAGAUUUUGUGCCUCUUAGUGCUGCCGCCAGUGUGGAUACGUUACUGGGAGAGCACAGGCAGCUGGAAGGAGGGGGAAGUGGAGGUCAAAGUAAAGAGGGUGUAGCAGAAGAGACGGAGGUCAAGAAGUUGAACGAGCCCCGGAACUAUCGGCGAAACCGCCGCCGCAGCGAGCGGUUUGCCACGAACCUCCGCAACGAGAUCCAGAGGAAGAAGGCCCAGCUUCAGAGGAGCCACGGCCCAGGACGGCUGCUCUGCAGUGGGGAGACGGUGCCGGAGGAAGAGGGUCCAGACCUCCACGAGGAGGGGGCGGACCCGGAACCUCCUGCGAGCGCCAGAGUCGCAUUCGGCUCGCCGGUCGGCCCCCGAGAGCUCGAAGGAGCGGGUGAGUCCAACGCCGACGCGUCGCGGACUCCAAACAACGUCCCGUUCGGGUCCGUCCAGGUCCUGGAUCCGGGGGUGCCCAGUUUUGGCGUCGGGGUCCGAGUCGUGGAGGAACCGGCGCCCGCCGGCAAAGCCCGCCGCUGGCGUUGGACCCCCGAGCAUAAACUGCAACCGGAACCCGAGCGGCGGUGCGGCGUCUCGGGGGAGGCGGGGUCUCGCCACGGGGUCUGCACCUUCACCUCCUCCUCGCGCCGCCGCUCCUCUUCCAGCUCUCGGGCGGACGAGUCGGACAUCCUUCCGUUCGCAGACAGAAUGAAGUUCUUCGAGGAGACGAGCAGGAGCGCCGCCGCGCCUCCCGUCUCGAAGAAGCCGGAGCUCGCCCAGAGGAGGUACUCCUACCAGGGGGGGCUCCAGGAGGAGAGCGCGCCCCCGCCCCAGAGCCAGGAGGCCAGGAGGAUGUCCGUGAGCACCGGCAUGGAGAGGCAGAGGGAGAAGCAGAGGGAACAGGCGAGAGAGAGGGAGGAGAGGGCGAGACUGAAGGAGAUGGAGAGGGAGGAGAUGGAGUUGGUGAUGGAGAGAGCGGAGAGGGCGAGGCAGUGGGAGAAAGAAAGGGAAAAGGAGGCGGAGUGGGCCAGAGAGAAGGAACGACUGAAGGAGAAAGAGAGAGAGAGGGAGAAAGAGAGAGAGAGAGAGAGGGAAGACGACGCUCAGGAGUUUUACAGCAACGCAGGAAGAAACCGAGACUUCCAGAGUCGAGCCCCGAGGCCGUCGGCCUUCCAUCCCGUCAACGCCCCGUCAACACCGCUCCUGGAGAACCAGCAGCCUCAUCGCCAUGGUUACGCGGGGAGGAGCUACACGCCCACAGAGAUGCAUCCUGCCCGGCAACAGGAAACGUCCAAGCUCAACAGGAAGAACAGCCUGACUGAGAGGGACUCCAGCUGGAGGCAGGAGUCCAGACCUCCAGAGGGGGUCGGUCCUCAGCAGCCGGGUCGACGGGACCGCCGACCGGCCGACGAUCCCAACGGACAUGCCUCCGACGCCCCCCCGCCGGCCCCCCUCUCCCUGCGAGGACGAGCCAUGUCCGAGAACGACCUCCGCUGGUCGCCGUCGAUUUUCUCGACGGCCGGCCGGACCCUGAGCGAGGUGGAGGAGGGAGCGGGCGGAGUCGGGGGAGGAGGGAAAGCCGCCGCCCACGACAGGAAGAAGAAGACGCCGCCUCCGCCGAGGCCGCCGCCCCCGAAGUGGGAGCAGUUCCACCGCAGGCGUGCGUCCCACCACGCCUUGUUCACCUCCCCGUCGCCGCCCCGCCCCGCCCCCACGUCGCAUUGCUCCUCCACCCCCCCCUCCUCCUGCGUCCCUCCGCCCGAAACGGCCCGACGGAGGUCCUACAGUCUUCCCCCGGAGAGGCGGGAGGUCUCCGACGGCUGCCUGCGAUGCAGCUGCGGCCAAGCCAAGGAGCUUCCCCACGCCUCGGCCAAUCAGAAUCAACCUCAAACACAGGAACAACCCUCCUACCCCUCGACCAAUCAGAAUCAACCUCAAUCACAGGAACAAUCCUCCUCCUACGCCUCGGCCAAUCAGAAUCAACCUCAAACACAGGAACAACCCUCCUCCUACCCCUCGACCAAUCAGAAUCAACCUCAAUCACAGGAACAACCCUCCUCCUACGCCUCGGCCAAUCAGAAUCAGGCUGAAUCCCGGGAGCCGGGCGGCUUUGCCGUCUCUCCGCCCAGUCCCAUGUUCUCCAGGCGGAGCUUCAGGCCGGUGGCUCCGCCCCCAAAAGAGAGGGACCCGAGGGGCUCGUAUGGCGGGCCUCGGGAGAGGGUGGAGGUCUCCCCAUCGCUUCCUCCACCUCCACCAGCGGCGAGCAGGAGGCCCAGUUUCUCCGAGACGAUCGACGACCGGGGCGGAGUGCCGGGGACGGCUCAGCCGGGGACGGCUCAGCCGGGGGCCGAGUGGCCGAGAGCCCCGUCUCCCAGAGUUCAUAGCGACUCGAACCCGCCGCCGCCGCCCGGCGUGCAGAACGGCGGCGUCCCGCCUCCCGGGUCGUACUUCUCGAUGCACCGCGAGCAGCAGCUCCGGGGCUUCCGGAGCGUCGAGCCGCGGACGGAGCCGGAGACGCCCCUCGGUCCGAGUCCCGCCCUCAGCCUGGAGGCGGAGCUAGACGUUCCCAUGGAGACGGACAUCGACGACUUCCAGGAGGACGAGGACGACGGCGCCGGCGGCCGGCAGCGGGUCACCAGCGAGCUGCCUUGCUUCGCGCUGCCGGUCACGGUCCUGGAGACGGACAUCGACACGGUGGCAUCGCCGCCGGAGGAAGAGGAGGAGGAGGAGGAGGAAGAGGCCGGGGACGCAGAGAGGCUGAGCCUGGAGGAGGAGCUCUUCCCCCACAGCGGCGAGGGAGAGGCGGGCCGGGAGAGCUGGAGAGGAAGCUGCCAAACCACGGAGCACAACGCCGACAGCCUGGACAGGCGCUCCGGGGCCAGCUCCAGCUGCUCCUCCUACUACAGCACGUCGGCCGCCAAGGCUCAGCUGCUGUCGCAAAUGAAGGACUUCACCGACAGCCGGGAGCGGGACGAGGACGACGAGCUCGGCUACAAGAAGCAGCUGAUGGAGAGCCUCCGCAAGAAGCUGGGGGUCCUGAGGGAAGCUCAGAGGGGCCUGCAGGAGGACGUCAGGGCCAACGGCCAGCUGGGAGACGAGGUGGAGAGCCUGGUGGUGGCGGCGUGCAAACCCAACGAGGUGGACAAGUUCCGCAUGUUCAUCGGCGACCUGGACAAGGUGGUCAGCCUGCUGCUGUCGCUGUCCGGCCGGCUGCUGAGGGUGGAGACCGCGCUGGACGGCCUGGAGCCCGAGGCGGAGCUCCACGAGAGGCUCCCCCUGCUGGACAAGAAGCGGCAGCUCAUGCGGCAGCUGUCCGAGGCCCAGGACCUGAAGGACCACGUGGACCGCAGAGAGCAGGCCGUCAGCCGGGUUCUGGCCCGCUGCCUCUCGCCGGAGCGCCACCGGGACUACAGCCACUUCGUGAAGAUGAAGGCCGCCCUGCUGGUGGAGCAGCGGCAGCUGGAGGACAAGACCCGGCUGGGGGAGGAGCAGCUGAGGGGCCUGAGGGAGAGCCUGGGCCUCGGGGUCGGCAUCGGCAUCGGCAUCGCCAUGGGAUACGGACUCUCCUGAGGCCGAGGAGAAGGAGAGAUUCCGACGUCUUCAGGACCCGGCAGAUCAAAGGCUCAAAGGACGUUGAAUGUUCAACAACACGAGAGGCAGAAGGAGAAUUCCGACCCAACAAAUACCCGACAACGUCAAACCGUCUCCACCACACGACUCGCUCCGCGUUGCCAAAGACAUUUUGACGCUGCUCUACUUCUCUUCUGUGUUUUACGUUUUAUUUAAAUCGAAGGAGACUUCCGUCGCUUCACACUAAAGGAGAAUUCCUUGAGACGCAGCAUCAUUGGGGAUUUUUUGUAUUGUUUUUGUAUUCACUGUUGUUGCGUAUCCUGUGGACUAGCAUUAUGAUACGGGGUCAUCAGGGGGUCUGAGACUCCAUGGCAACCGUCAUGUACAGAAGUCUUGUUUAUAAAGUGUACAAUGUGUAUAUAGUGUUCCUCAAUGGCUGGAAUAAGUUGUACAAAUUGGUCGUAAACGAUGAACCAGAAGACGGAGACGAGGUUUUUUGUAUAUUUUGCCGGGAGAAAUUUGGUUUUUUAAUUUUUUUCCGUUAGCCGUAGUUUAUUUGUCCCCAACUCGUCCCGGUUGACGUCUAAACUUCAGAUUUACUGGAGACUUUGGCGUGAAGAACGCUCGCUUUGUUUUCUAGCCGCCCGUUAGCGUAGCUUAGCAUAAUGAAUGUAAACGGGGGGGGGGGGGAAUAGCUAGCGAGUGUUCCCAGUCUUCGUGCGAAGCUAAGCUAAGCUAACCGGCUGCUAAAUGUGGCCUCAUCUUCACAUGGAAAUGAGAUCUGAGUCCAUCUUCACGGUAAAAUCUCACAAAGUGUCAAACUAUCGCUUUAAGAUUUCAGUAAAUGAUGUUUGUUUUGUUUGUUUUUUGUUUAAAGUGCUCCUACUGACUUUAACGUCUUGUAAUUAGCUUCAAACCGUAAACCAACUCAAGAGGAGCUUCGGAGGGGGAAAUGUUCACAUUCAGUUGAAUUUAUGUGGAAAAACAGACUUUUGUACUUUUUCUACUUUAGUUAGUUUCCACGGAUCUGCAGCUUUAAAGUUCAUUAAAAGUGAGAUUUAUCUGGUUUGUUGUUGUUCAUUUUUACCAGAGAACAAAACCACGAAUGUUCUGCUGUGUCCGCUCGCCGCGUGUCUGACAGCCGGCUGGAAACAAAGUUACUCGUUGAAAGUAUUUUUCUUCUGUUCAUGUUUUUUUUUAGAUGUCAUUUUGAUUUAUUUUUUUGCUGCAUGUGUAAAAAUGAAAAGAACACUCACAGCGCGAGGAAGAAAAGUACCAUAAAUAAUAAUAAUAGUAUUUUUAAACUAGCGCCACGUCUCCUGUUGUGAUUCAUAGCCGCGGUGUGGGGGGGGGGGUGACGGAUGGUAAGUGGAGUCGUUUGGCGGCUCUGAAGUGUUACCGCUAUAAAAAUGUUUUUUUUGUUUCUUUUGAAAAUAAAGCUCUGAAAUGUGCAGCUUCAACUUUGUACACUGUAACAAAAUGUUCACUGUAAAAAAUUACAUUAAAUUACUGGUGAAGUU